Thalassophryne amazonica is the source of this 628-nucleotide messenger RNA. Its product is annotated as receptor-type tyrosine-protein phosphatase beta. Lineage: Eukaryota; Metazoa; Chordata; Actinopteri; Batrachoidiformes; Batrachoididae. Gene Ontology annotation, molecular function: protein tyrosine phosphatase activity; cadherin binding. Bases 50 to 628 code for a protein of 192 amino acids. The transcript has 4 exons. Gene Ontology annotation, biological process: protein dephosphorylation; angiogenesis. The record is from RefSeq and is a predicted model, not a curated record.
CGACAGGCCAGCUGGAAGCUGUCGGUGUUUUCUGUGGGAUGUUCUUCUGAUGUUCUCUUCCUUCCUUUGUCUUCAGGUGAAGUGUGACCACUACUGGCCGUUUGACCAGGACCCCCUGUACUACGGAGACCUGAUUGUCCAGAUGCUGUCUGAGUCUGUUCUCCCUGAGUGGACCAUACGAGAAUUCAAGAUCUGCAGUGAGGAGCAGCUGAGUUACACCAGGCUGGUGCGUCAGUUUCACUACACCGUGUGGCCUGACCACGGCGUGCCCGAGACCACGCACUCACUCAUCCAGUUUGUUCGGACAGUUCGGGACUACAUCAACAGGACACCCGGCUCAGGGCCUACUGUGGUCCACUGCAGCGCUGGUGUUGGACGCACAGGGACGUUCAUCACUCUGGACCACAUGCUGCAGCAGCUGGACACCAAGGACACAGUGGAUCUCUACGGCGCUGUCUUUGACCUGCGACUCCACCGAUCCCACAUGGUGCAGACUGAGCGUCAGUACGCCUACCUGCACCAGUGUGUACGCGACGUGCUGCGUGCGCGGAAGCUGCAAAACGAGCAGGAGAACCUCCUUUGCCCCGUCUAUGAGAAUGUGAACUACAGCGCCCCCAGAGGUAGGUGA